AUGUCCAUCUCGAUGACGACCUUGGGUAUCAGAGCCACCGCGCCAAAGCGAAGCGGCGCUGCAAAAGAUGAUGCACCGCUGGGACGUCGAAUCUACGGAUCAAGUGGGCUUCGAGAUGAUGCCCUGGAGGCUGUCCAAGACGCCAAGCUAGCCAGGAUGCCGUCCGAGACACUAUACGCGAUGCCGCGCACGCUAUGCCACUCCCUGGAGGCCUUCGCCGGCCACGUCGACAUUAACCGUCUCCGGCCGUGGUGGCAGGCGGACGAGUCUGUCAUGGGGCAUCCCGCCUUCGCGCCAACACUGAGGGAGACUAUGCUGGCGCAGCGCAAUAUGCUCGGCUUUGGGGUUCUCUCCGAUGCGGAUGACACGGUCAAAGACUUGAAGCACUUCAUAACCUCAGUGACGACGACGACGCGCACCACGCAGAUUGCCAGAGCCGCCCAGUUUCUGACGCGCAGGGUCUUUGAAGGGAACAUCAGUGAGAUGUGGUCUUGCCCCUUCCCCGGUCAGGACCGCCACCAGCUCACGAAGGAACCCUGUCACGCAAAGAACCUGAGCGAAUCCUACGGGAUGAUGCUCCUGGCCGCGCCUCUGAGCUCCUCUUCGCCCACCGCAGCCUCACCACUGCUGGCCUUGACCAGCUCAGUGUGGUGA
Molecule: messenger RNA, 654 nt
Organism: Thermothielavioides terrestris NRRL 8126
Lineage: Eukaryota; Fungi; Ascomycota; Sordariomycetes; Sordariales; Chaetomiaceae
Exons: 4
Coding region: 1-654 (217 amino acids)
Source: RefSeq, a predicted model, not a curated record